This is a messenger RNA of Pundamilia nyererei, 2817 nucleotides long. RefSeq names its product BAR/IMD domain containing adaptor protein 2 like 1a (gene baiap2l1a). Gene Ontology annotation, biological process: actin crosslink formation; actin filament bundle assembly; plasma membrane organization. Gene Ontology annotation, cellular component: cytosol; nucleoplasm. The coding region runs from base 260 to 1705 and encodes 481 amino acids. The transcript is spliced from 14 exons. The record is from RefSeq and is a predicted model, not a curated record. Lineage: Eukaryota; Metazoa; Chordata; Actinopteri; Cichliformes; Cichlidae. Gene Ontology annotation, molecular function: protein binding.
CGGGGAAGUCUCUCGGUGUCCCAGUCAGUUCGUCCGCCGCCGGCUGCACGAGCGUUUCAGCUUGCUCGCGUGCACAGUGUACAGACACGGAGCAGGAUUCGCUGUGGGAUUUAUUACUCGGACCGAGACAACUCCUGGAUUACCAAGUGUCUUUUUGUUCUCCGCUUUGUUGUUAUUUUUUAUAUAUUAUUUAUAUUGUGUGUAUAUAUUUUUUUAUUUUAUUUUUUUUAAUUCUGAGAUUAAGAAACAACCUGCCGUGAUGGCUCGGGUUCCGGAGCAUGUGAGCAAGCUCACUGAAAGUACUUUUAAGAAUGUAAUGGAGCAGUUCAACCCAGGCCUGAGGAACCUGGUCAACCUCGGAAAGAGCUAUGAGAAAUCAGUCACAGCAAUGGCUCUUGCUGGAAAGGCUUAUUUUGAUGCAGUGUCAAAGAUCGGAGAAACUGCUAUCGUGUCUCCAGUCUCCAGAGAGCUCGGUGUGGUUCUGAUGGAGAUUGCAGAAGCCCAGAAGAAGGUCCAUAAUGACCUGGAAGAUAACUUCAAGAGAUUCCACAGAGAUGUUAUUAUCGAGCUGGAGAAGAAGACAGAGAUGGAUGUCAAAUACAUGAACGCCACCUUCAAGCGCUAUCAGUCAGAGCACAAGGUGAAACAGGAAUCCCUAGACCGUUCUCAGACAGACCUGAAGAAGCUCAGGAGGAAAAGCCAGGGAAAGCACUCAUCCAAAUAUGACCUCAGAGAGAACGAGUACUUGCAGACUAUCUCAUCACGCCAGAUGGACAUGCAGAAGUUCAUUGCUGACGGCUGCAGAGAGGCUUUGCUGGAAGAAAAGCGACGCUUCUGUUUCCUGGCGGACAAACACUGCAUGUUCUCCGGUCAAAUUAGCAACUUCUAUGAGAACGCCAAAGAAAUACUGUCGGUGAAGAUCCCCACCUGGCAGGAAAAGUGCAGCGACAUCACCAAGGUGCCAGACUCUGUGGUGAGCAUGAUAGAAGGGCUGUCCGUCGUUCCACAACAAUCACCGCUGGUUGAUCACUGUAACAGGGUCAAUGUGGACUCUGGCCCUCCUCCAGCACCACCCCUCAAAGCUCAGUUCAGCCCACUUGCCAACAUGUUUAAUCAAGAGCCCACAUUUCCAUUUAACUCCUCUUCAGACCACAGCUCAGAUCAGGGCAGUAUUGGAGAUGGCAGCCUGUCGAGAUCUACAUCCCAGUCAUCUGGUUUGAACGUGAGCAAGAAGUUCCGGGUUAGAACCAUUUUCCCUCACACAGCAGGCAACAACGACACGCUCCUGAGCUUCGAUGAAGGCGACAUCAUCACUCUGCUCAUCCAGGACGAGAAGGACGGCUGGUUGUACGGAGAGCUGGAGAAGACGCAGCAGCGGGGCUGGUUUCCCUCAUCUUAUUGUCGAACUUACACUGAGUCGGUGGUAUCAAAUAGUAGUAAUCUAGGCACGCCGGUGCAUCGUCUUAGUACGAUUAGCCUGCCAGAGACUGAGGAGGAGGACGACGAAACAGUGUUGCUGCCACCACCAGACUACAGCGACGACGCCCCCUCCCGCCCAGUCAUCCUCUCAAUGCCUUCGCCAGUAAACACGGUUUCUUUAGUCAACGGGACUCCAAAGGCUCCUUUUCUUGCAGGAGGGAACCCCUUUGCCAUGGUCAAGCUGAAGCCGACUGUCACAAAUGACAGAUCUGCACCACUCAUCUAACUCUAAGCUUAUUAGGGUGGUGGGGGGGUUCUUCACCGCUGUUAUGCCUUCAGGGGACUCUUGUACUGGAAUCAUACAACCCCCUCUGCGACACACUGACUAUCUCCCCAACCCAACAUCUCACUAGCCUGCAUGCUAGUUUUUUUUUCCUCAGUACCAGCGCGUGUUUUAUCAUCAACAAAAUGAACAUUUAGACUUCCCUCUGAUCCAUAUCAUUUUAGUAAAAGUAGCAUUUAAAUUGGUGAACGUGUUGCAUUUCCUGUGGCUGCUUUGCAGUGAAAGCCGCCAUGUGAUCUGCAGUGCCAUUAGAAAGUAUUUGCUUUACGUUGUUUACCAGGAACUUAAUAUGACUGCUGAUACUGAGCGGAGACAGAAAACUGUAAACAGUGAGGCUGUUAUCAAAGUAAUCAAAUUGUACUGAAUUGCAGUCAUGCGUCUUUAAAGCAGUCCAGAGAAAUCCACUAGAAGAUUUUCCUCUGUCACUACCAGGAAAAAGUGCACAUACACAGCUACUCCAAGUAAACAGGUUGAACGACCAUUGCUUUUUACUCCUCAGUCGUAAAAGGCUGAUGGGGUAUUGUGUCUACAAAAUUGUUGUUACUGAUAUGCUAUUUGGUAGAUGAAGUCUUUGUUUUCAUUUUGGAAUGAACCAGUCUCUUUAUUGCUUUGUAAGACACUCGGUCAGGCUUGUUUCAAUGAAAAAUGAUGAGAUCCAGAUGUAAACCUUUGCUACCUGAUACUGAGGAAACAGACAAGCAUACAGGUUGUCUUCCUGACUUGCCAAAAUAUCUGUAUCUUUAGUUCUUUCUUUUUUUACUAGUUAUUUUACUAGUUUUGUUUUUUUGUUUUUUUUUUAAUUUGUCGAGGUAUUUAGUUGUGAGAAUGAAGGGAGAGUGAUAUUGGGAAAGAAGGGGUUUGUCAUUGGAUUAAAGGCAAAAACACUAAGUCACAGUUUUGAAUGACAAAGGUAUUUAUAUAUAAAAUAAGUUUGUAUGAAAUAUUUAAUAAAUCUGUAAACAAAAGUCAGACACAGCAGUCACCACGCUCAGUCCGAGCCAUGGAUGCUACUUUCUUUUGUUGUUGUUGUUUUUUUUUUUGUUUUUUUUUGUUUU